AUGUUUGCGGACCGUGUGGUGAUCCCAUCUUCCUUCCGACCCACUGUACUACGCCAAUUCCAUGCCGCUCAUCCUGGCACCAGUCCCAUGAAGUCAAUUGCUCACAGUUUUGCUUACUGGUCGGGUAUCGACGGCAAUAUCGACGACCUGGUUCGAUGCUGUUCUCGAUGUCAGCAAGCUGCCGAGUUGCCGUCUCGUCAACCGCCAGUACCCUGGAAACCACCGGAGAGGCCUUGGUCACGCGUCCACAUCGACUCCGCCAGCCCACUUAACGGAGUCUCCUACCUAAUCUUGGUUGACGCCUACUCGAAGUGGCCCGAGAUUGCUCCGCCGAAUCCAGCAACAGCAUCUGCCACUAUCGCCUUCCUACGACGCAUCUUUAACUAUCAUGGCUUACCAAAAGUCCUGGUUUCAGAUAAUGGCUCUCAGUUUACCUCGACGUUUGAGGAUUUCUGCCGCCAGCACAACAUCCAGCAUCUUCGCUCGCCGCCCUACCAUCCUCAGUCUAACGGUCAGGCGGAGCGUUUUGUCGACACGUUUAAGAGAGCCCUCUUGAAAGCUCGUGGGGAGGGGACCACGGACGAGAUAGUCCAGGCGUUCCUGUUUUCCUACAGGACAACACCGAACCCGGCGUCCCCUGGUGGCGUUUCUCCUGCCGAAGCGUUGAUGGGCCGAAAACUGCGUACAACAUUUCAUGCACUCGUCCCUACCGGUGCGCAGUCCGCGCAGACUUCUCCAGUCUCUCGCAGCAAGCUCUCCAUUGGAACACCUGUCUUCGUUCGUGAUUAUCGAGCGGGGUUCCCAGACUGA
Molecule: messenger RNA, 810 nt
Organism: Spirometra erinaceieuropaei
Lineage: Eukaryota; Metazoa; Platyhelminthes; Cestoda; Diphyllobothriidea; Diphyllobothriidae
Source: the annotation of a GenBank genome assembly